AUGGUGGUGGAGUAUCCGACUUUUAGGGCCCUUAUUGAAGUAACAGGGGCUUCUUUGCCCAUUAAGACUGCUGAUACUCUUUUUAACCGAAUCAAAGAGGAAUUCUAUUUAAGUAGGGCUUACGUGAAAGAGGAGCUUGCUAGGAGUAGCCGCAUACUCGCUUUGUCUCUUGACGUUUGGACGUCGGAAAAUCAGAUUGCGAUAAUGGUUAUCCUUGGCUAUUGGAUCACCCCCGAUUUUGAAAAGCGAGAUGAACUUCUCGAGUUCACCGAGAUCAAUGGGCUGUAUUCUGGAGAGAAUCUAGCGGAAGUUGUAUUGAAGAUGCUCGCCGAACUGGACAUCGCGCCAAAGCUCCUGACCAUUAUAGGAGAUAAUGCGGGCAAUAACGGGACGCUCUGUGAUAGCCUGCAUGACUAG
Molecule: messenger RNA, 417 nt
Organism: Penicillium pulvis
Lineage: Eukaryota; Fungi; Ascomycota; Eurotiomycetes; Eurotiales; Aspergillaceae
Exons: 1
Coding region: 1-417 (138 amino acids)
Source: RefSeq, a predicted model, not a curated record